Molecule: messenger RNA, 1614 nt
Organism: Phaeodactylum tricornutum CCAP 1055/1
Lineage: Eukaryota; Bacillariophyta; Bacillariophyceae; Surirellales; Neidiaceae
Exons: 1
Coding region: 130-1614 (494 amino acids)
Molecular function (GO): oxidoreductase activity
Source: RefSeq, a predicted model, not a curated record
CUGACUCGACGCCAUUGCAAAGAACUAGAGCUCCCAACACCGAGGGCCGGCGAUAGUGUUGGCUGGCAACCAUAUCACGGAUCAGUUUGCAUACAUGGCGAUGCUACGUAAGAGCAUAGAUCCGUCAUUAUGUAUUCCGCAACCAAUAUUCCGUCACUGCGACUGCCUCCCGAGCAUACCUGGUCUCCGUACGCUCGUCGGCGGGUGCUAUUUGGGCAACCAGUUAUGUGGCACGAGUACGACCAAGGAGGACGGCAUUUGACUCCGGCGCAACUUGCACCCUAUCGGCAGCAGGGUGACGAAGAAAUCGAUAAUAUCUUGGAUCUCCUGCAUCGGGAAGGAAACGCCAUUCGGCCUGGCCAAGAUAUACUCGUGCUGGCGGAACAAGCUCUGGAGAAAUCGCAUCAAUCCGAGGGCACAUUGAGCGCCGCCGAGCGUGCGCUUAAACAGUUUUACCAUAACUACAGCUGUCUCCCCGAAUGGGUCGAUGUGGAUCAGCUCCAACGCGGACAACAAGUCUUUUUGGCGUAUUCUCCGAUUAUCGGCAUCAGUCUCUAUUAUCGAUCGCUGGUCCCGGGCUUUUCCAUAUCCAAGAUUGCCGCCGUCUUAUCGAGUACGGGGUAUCUGGCCCCUCCCGCAUCACGAGAGUCUGUACAGGAGCGUUUGAUCGAUACCGGCGCGUUCUUGGCGGAGUGCUUUGGGAAUCCAGCUAGCGUGACCCUCGUACCCAACGGAGCGGCUUGGAAGGCGGCCUUACACGUACGCGCCCUGCACGCCAAGGUCCGACGAGGACUCCUGCAGCGACCAACAUCAUCUCAGCGCGCCUGGAAAACGGCCGAACUUGGUGUCCCCAUCAAUCAAGAAGACAUGGCGGCUACCCUCCUGGCUUUUUCCGCGAAUUCCUUGGUGGCCUGUGAGAUGGUACUGGGAUUCGCCCUGUCUCGACAGGAACGCGAGGACUAUUUAGCGACUUGGCGCUAUAUUGGUUGGCUGUUGGGGGUGCAUGUAUACUACCCCACUGAAGCUCCGCGCAAACUUUCGAAAGCUCACCGGCUGCGGCCGCUGGAUCCUUGUGGACCAGGCUGGAACCCAAAAAGAGCCGAUCGUAUUGAGCAUUCCACCGCAAUUUUCGAAUCAAUCGUUGCACAUAUCAUGGAUCCCGAUGCUUCUUCGGUGAAAAUUGCUCAUCAUCUAUUACGGAUUGGACGAAAGAAAAUGAAAGAGGGGGAAGAAGAGUCUAUGAAUAAUGUUGAUGGCGUAAAAAAGAAGCAUUCGUCGGAUGAAUUGUGGUUUUAUUUUCGAUGUCUGCAAUGCCGGCGCUUUGUCGGCAAUGCUCUGGCCGAUGCAUUGCGGCUUCCUGUACAUCCUAUUUGGUGGCGUCGUUGGUUACUCUGGGGUUUUAGUACAACGUACUUUGUACUUUUGACUCUUUACACGGCUGCCGCGUUACCAUGGUCGCCACUCCGCGAAACCAUCAUUCGUUUCCACCAAAAGCAUACUCGCCAAUUUGUGGUCGAUUGGCAAGAUUCUCAUGCUAAGCGGAUGCAAGCAAAGUUGGGGGUCACCCACAGUUGCCCUUUCGCUAUGGUAGCUCCUCCCCAGCAUUCGUUAUAG